Bicyclus anynana (squinting bush brown) is the source of this 2932-nucleotide messenger RNA. RefSeq names its product nose resistant to fluoxetine protein 6-like. NCBI's taxonomy places the organism in Eukaryota, Metazoa, Arthropoda, Insecta, Lepidoptera, Nymphalidae. The coding region runs from base 22 to 2244 and encodes 740 amino acids. The transcript has 13 exons. Gene Ontology annotation, molecular function: acyltransferase activity, transferring groups other than amino-acyl groups. The record is from RefSeq and is a predicted model, not a curated record.
UCAGAUAAGGACGUGUGUAAAAUGUUUUCAAAAGUUUUUUAUUUUAUUGUUUUCGUAUUGACAUUGGUUUUGGAAGUAAGAACCCAAGCCGGGGGUAUGGGCGGCAUGAUCAUAGACUACGCAGAGGCAUUCGACCAGGAACUGUACGAGAGCGUCAUAGAUGAGGAAAAGUGUGACGAACAGUUGGAGUUUUUGUCCAACAACAGUGAUGUGUCUAUGCUUUUUCAAGACGCAACUGGAAAAAUCCCAACAGGCUUCCUUUCGGGAAACCUGGCCGACCUGGGGGACUACCACCAAUGUCUGGGCAUACGACACGUCGACCGAGACAUGGAGAUAGAUGGCAAAUACUGCAUGAUGCAGUAUCCUUUAAAACAAAUGCAAGAAAAUGCCACUGAUGCACCUGACGACACCACGAUACCGCCGAAUAUUGAGUUUCCCAAUAUUAGUGAUAUUUUUCCUCCGUUGAGUAACAGGACACUGGAAGACAUAAAACAGUAUCGAAUGGUGCAAAGAUAUGCUCAAGGAAUUUCUGGCGCCGGAGGUCCUUUUGUUUCACGGGUGAUUCCCGUCAAUUUUGCAUCAGCGAUGAAAAUGACGAUCGGCACCUGCGUGCCCAAGGUCUGCCGUGCCAAGCAAGUGGUGAAGUACUUCCAGCAGAAGUACUUGGGGAACACUGAUUGGAGAGACAACAAUGUGACUGUGGAGGAGUUCUUUUGUCGGCUACCCAACGACAGGCCCUUCAGUAUUGCUGACUACUUGGCUAUUGGAAUAUUCUCCCUGAUCGGUGCGAUCACAGUUCUCAGUACUUCAUAUGAUCUGUUUCAAAAGUUCGCACUGAAGAAAAAGAGUUCUGAAGUGAGCACUCUGUACCGCAGCUUCUCCGUGUACACGAACACGCGGCGGUUCCUCACGUUCAGCCAGCCGGCCGGGUCCCUGGAGUGCGUGGACGGCAUCCGCGCCGUCUCCAUGCUGUGGGUCAUCUUCGGCCACACCUACUGCCUCACCAUGCUCACCUUCGUGCAAAACGUUCAAGCGGUCAAGCAGUGGCUAACCUCCUUCACGAGCGUGUGGGUGAACUCGGCGCCUAUCACAGUGGACACGUUCUUUCUUCUCAGCGGUGUUCUGUGCGUCUAUACCGUUGUUGGGAAAAUUACUCGAUGGCGCUUCAUAACCUCUCUCCACAUGUUCUACCUGUACCGUAUUCUCCGGAUCCUGCCUCUGCUGGCCGCCGUCAUCCUGCUGCAAGCGUCGCUGUUCCACCGCAUGUCGGACGGGCCCAUGUGGCUCAACAUGGGGCACAUGGUGCUCAUGUGCAGACGGAGGUGGUGGUCCGCGCUGCUGCAUGUUCAGAACUAUGUCAAGCCUAUGGGAAUUUGCCUAUAUCAAACCUGGUACCUCUCAGUGGACCUGCAGCUCUACCUGUUCAGCCCUGCUGUGCUGGUGUGGCUGUUUGGAAGCCAGGCUGUGGCGUGGUGCGCGCUCGGCACCAUCAUCAUGGUGUCUCUCGUCCUGUCCACCACUUUCAGCUUCUUGUACAACUAUUCUGCCGCUCUCGCUAACCCUGGUCGCGUGGACCAGUUCGGCGACUACUUCACGGACUACUACAUCAACACGCUGACGCGCGCGCCGCCCUUCUUCGUCGGCAUGAUGUACGGCUACCUGCUGCUGCGGUGCAAGGGGAGGAAGAUCCGCAUUAACAAGAUACUCGUGUGGGUGAUCUGGGUAAUGGCCUUCCUGCUGAUGGCGUUCUGCAUCUUCACCACGUACCCCGUGAUGCAGGAGGACUUUCACCUGCAGGCGCUCGACAACUUCCUCAACUCCUACAUGCGCGCCAUCUGGGCGCUGGCGGUGGGCUGGCUGAUCUUCGCUUGCGUCCACGGUUAUGGAGGCCCCAUAAACUGGUUCCUGUCGCUGCAGAUGUGGAAGCUGCCGGCGCGGCUCUCGUACGCCAUGUACCUCACCCACUACCCCAUCAUGAUGGUGUCCAACGGCAGCAUGGUGGGCACGCACUUCUUCACCGAUGGGAACACGAUAUAUCGCGCCUUGGGGGACCUGGCGUUUGCAACCAUCGCAGCAUUCGUGCUAUCCAUUACGAUCGAUGCGCCGUGCUCCACUUUACAGAAGUUACUUCUAGGGGGAGCAGGAAAGAAGAAACCUGAAGAGAAGGUGAAAGUAGAAUCUCAGAACAAUGAAGAAAAAAAGGAACCUGAAGAGAAGAUGCAAGAUGAAAAAACCAAUUUAUAGAUACGAUAGUUAAAUUGCAUGGACCCUUCUAGAUUAGAGCAGAACGAGGAUGAAGUGUUAGUUUAUAUGUAUACUGUAGUGUUUGUGUAUACUAAAUAGAUACCUACAAUACUACAUACACUAUCUCAUGUGCAUUGGUAGGACUACACAAGUACACACCUAUAAUAACACCUCGCCUAACUAAUGAGGUAUAAAAUGUUUAUAUAGUUUUAACAAAAGACUGAAAACUUGUACAUAAAAGGCGUAUCUUUUACAUAAUUAUAAGCUUAGUGUAUAAUAUUUUUAUUAUUUCCCUUAAAACUUUUCAAAUUUUUUUUAUGACUGGAAGGUGUUCCGGAUUUGAUUGAUUUGAUUUGAUUUGCAAUUUAAUUUAGAGCUUAAUAUCUUUUAAAUUGGCUCAGGUCUGGUCAAAUGGUAGGUUGCCAUUGAUAGCAAAUAUUAUUUGCUAUUGAUUCAACAAUAAUUGAAUGUUUAAAAAUUAAUAAAAUAUAAUCUUCGUAUUGCGCCCUUAUAAAAUUAAGUUGUACAUGUAUAAUAUAAUCUAAUUUAAUGUAUUUUGAUUAUAAUAUUAUUAAAUUUAUAUAAAGUUACUUACACAAUUUAAACACUGUAAAUGAAUGUGAGUAAUAAAAUUUGCAUGCCAGUAUUUGGUGGAUUGUAUAGCCAAUUGUAACAAAUUAUUGUCAAU